UAUUUAAAGUGUUACAUAGAACAGAAUGAUCUUAAAUGUUAUUGUUGAAAGAAUGGAUAGAAUGGCCGCAAUAUUUGUAAUCGGACUGAUUUUGUUUUCAAUCCAGGUGGUUUAUCCAUUUUCAGACCUACCCGGAUUUAUCGGAUGUUACAGAGAUAAAUUUGGAGAAUCUAUCAAUUAUAUACCAUAUAAAGAGACGGAAAGGAAUAUGAACGUAACAGAAUGUAUCAAAUCCUGCAGAUAUGGAAGAUUUAUCUACACUGGGGCAAAGUACGACGGUAAUGGUUUGAAAUGCUUUUGCGGCAACAGUAUGCAGUCGAAUAUUGAGGAAGCGGUCUGUAACUUAACUUGUCCAGACAGCGGUCUUCCGGAAUGUCCGACAUUCGGCGAAAUAAUAUUGUUCAGAACUGGCGGUAUUCAUGAAGAAAAUAACAGUGGAAAUCACAAGACUCUUAUACCUGCUAUAUCUGCUGGUUUUCUUCUAGCUGCAGGAACUUAUAUUAUUUUUAUCUGGAUCAGAUGGCGAAAAUAUCAAAGGAACCAACAGCAAGACACUCUCCACGAAACCCCGACAUUAGAUAAUGCAACAGCACCAGACGACCCGUACACAUAUGCUGAGAUAGAUCUUCAGGAUUCAUCAGCAAAUUGCACACAACAACUUACUGAAAGAAAACCUGUUCCCAUAAUUGAAUGUGCAAUGUUCCGAAAGCUUCCAGAACUCCCAACAUCUGAUUAUCUUGCAGUAACAAACGAUGCUGACAAUUACAAUGAAAUAGAACCUAAGAAUUCACCAGAUUGCCUGGAAGCUGGAAUCAAAUACUCUGAUACGAAGUCCAAAUUUCAAUACGAUUAUGCUUAUUCCCUUCAACCUCAAAAUCAAAUUAACAAAACCAUUUAUAAUAACAUUGAAUUCAACAGUGACGGAACUUCCACAGAAAUACCUGUACAAGAAGACAGCUCUGAAAUUUAAAAUCGUAGAAUCGUGCUUUGGAUUUGGUCAAUAGGUUCUUACAUUGAUAUUCAGCAAAUGCCUUGCUACCGCCAAAUUCAAAUACACCUUUUUACUUUAAACGAUCUGUAUAUAAAACUGACAUCGUAUUAAGAGCCAAGUUGACUUUUCGAAGACAAAUAACAUUCAAAGCCGGCAGUCAAAAUUCGUUUAUCCCUUAUACAGUGUAACUUCUGAAUUCCGAAAACUUUUGAAAUCCGAACACUAUCCAGAGUCCAAAAAUGUGUUCUUUUGUUUUAAAUGGGAUUCAUAAUUCUGAAUUCCGGAAAUUUUAAAUUCUGAAUUCCGAACGAUAAAAUUUGGAAUAUUUUAAUUAAAUCAUAAUUCCCAAAUCCGGAAAUUUGAAAGGGUGAGAAGGAUUAUUUUAUUUUAAAUUAUAAAACAUGUGUAAAUCUUUUGAUUUUGGUAUUAAUAUUGGUAAAUGGAAAAACUUUUAACAUGUUAUACGCUGAUGAUAUCGCUAUAUAAGCCGAUAAUGCUAAAGAUCUACGGAUAUUGUUAAAUGUGCCUUAAAUGACUUGUGUUCGUUGAAUGAUAUGACUGUUUACCCUUUGAAAAGAAAAUUGAGCCGCGUCACGACAAAAACCAACAUAAUGGGUUUGCGACCAGCAUGGUAUGAUCAGGAUCCAUGCUGUUCGCUAUCAGUUUCUCUACUUGCUAUAACAGCAUGGAUCCUGAUCAGAGUGCGCGGAGCAGGCUGGUCUGGAUCCAUGCUGGUCGCAAACCCAUUAUGUUGGUUUUGUCGUGACGCGGCUCAUUUUAAUGUUAUUCACUUCCGUCUGAUAGCUGUUCUACGUACGACUGUUGCCUUUAAAUAUGGUGAUAAUGUAUAAACAUAGUUGAUAGGUAUACUUAUUUAGGUGUCAUAUUACACGAGCAUCUCGAUUAUUCAAUAACUGUUAAAGCUGCUGCUCAGAGUGCUAGUCGCGCAUUGCAAUUUAAUUCUUCGGUCUAGACACAGGUCCGCAUUUUGUAAGUUUGGGUGUAGGUUGCUCCCAUUAGAAUUGAAACUGGCAGGCACGAUGGUUUGUCAAUAGAUGAAAUAAUUUGUCCAUUUCGUGAUACUACAGAAAAUGAAUAUCAUGUUGGUUUUUUUUUUGUUUCAUUUGUUAUGCUGUAUUUUUUUCAUUUAAUUUUUUUAAAAUACUUUUUGUAAAAUUAUUAUAUUUUUUUGUUUAUGUUAUAAAAAGUUUUUUUAAUUAUUGAAAUUUAGAAAUAUGUAAAUUAUUAAUUAGCCAGGUCCCUGACAUGUUUAUUGCAAUUUACGUGUCUGACACAUUUAUGUUUUUUUACGUCACAUGUAUAACAACGUAAUUAUUAUUAUUAAUUUUAUUUACAACAUUUAUUUAAAGUUUUUUUACUUAAUUAUUUGUUUAACUUAAAAAAAGUAACUAAAGGGCCGCUAACUUUUAACAUCUGACGUGUUAAUUAGUUUAAUUAAACCAUUUUUAUUGGUUAAAUUUAUUUUAUAUUUAAUAAAAUGUAUUUUUAUUGGUUAAUAUUUUCGUGUUUGAGGGUCAUUUUUUAUUGGUUAAUUAUUUAAACCUUUGUUACAAUUAUUUUUGAGAUAGAAGGAUUCAAACAGUUAUACAGUAAACAUGUAAUUGUUUAAGUUUAACCCUUAAUAUAUAUAUAUAGAUAUACAUGUACGCGAAACAACGUACUUUCGACCCCCCCCCCCCUUUUAGGCCUCAAUUAGUGAAAAAAAUGUCCUAUUGGGGGCCCAAACACAUGUUUUCAUUUGAGAAAUGUUGCUAAAAAAGUGAGCACUUUUUCGGCGCCGCCCUCCAUCCAAAAGAUACAUCAGGGGGUUGCCCCCUUCUGUUUGGGGGUUUGAAGGGGGCGGUAGUCCCCCUCAUCUCCAAGAAAAUUUUGAACUGUGAGAGGCUAAAAAUGACCCCAGGUCAAUCAUAAUGUAACGUGUAACCAACGCUAAAAGCCUUUGACUCUACCUCAAUCCCUUGAGAAGUUGCAGCACUUUGAAAUAAAUUUUGAUGGAAAAUAUCAAGGCAAAAUAGUGAUUUUUGGCAAUUUUGAGAUGUCCCCUCGUUGUCAUGGUAACAGGAAAUUUAAGACCGAGCAUGUUGUUACAAAGGCAAUGGUCCAAUCAACAUAUGUGCCAAUUUUGCUUAGUAUUGAAGCAUUGUUCAUAGUUUCAUAGCAGUUUGAACUUGUAACAGGAGGCUUUUCAAUGAAAACGGCCAUUUUUCACAAUAUGCUCACGAGGGAAAGGGUUAACUAAAAAAAUUAAAAAUUUUACAAAACAACAAUUUUUCACCAAAAUUAGGUUAAAGGCUACAUGUUAACAUGGAAAAACUAGAUUUAGGGUGAUUCCAAAGUUUUUCAUUAUUUUUUGUUAACUAAAAAAAAUAAAAAUGUUACAAAACAACAAUUUUUCACCAAAAUUAGGUAAAAGGCUACAUGUUAACAUUGAAAAACUAGAUUUAGGGUAAUUCCAAAGUUUUUCAUUAUUUUUUGUUAACCCUUUACCUCAUAUAUACGCGAAAAAACGCUCUUUCGACCCUCCCCUUUUUUUAGGCCUCAAUUAGUGGGAAAAAUGUCCUAUUUUGGCCCCAAACACACGUUUUCAUUUAAGAAAGGUUGCUUAAAAAAAGUGAGCACUUUUUCGGUGCCGCCCCCAUCCAAAAGAUACAUCAGGGAGUUGCCAGAAGGGGUUCGUGUCCCCUUCUGUUUGGGGGGUUUGAAGGGGGCGGUAUUCCCCCUCAUCUCCAAGAAAAUUUUGGACUUGUGAGAGGCUAAAAUGACCCCAGGUCGAUCAUAAGGUAACGUGAAACCAACGCUGAAAAGUGUUUGACUCUACCUCAAUCCCUUGAGAAGUUGCAGCACUUUAAAAUAAAUUUUGAUGGAAAAAAUCAAGGCAAAAUAGUGAUUUUCGGCGAUUUUAGAUGUCCCCUCGUUGUCAUGGUAACAGUAAAUUUAAGACCGAGCAUGUCGUUACAAAGGCAAUGGUCCAAUCAACAUUUGUGCAAAGUUUGAUUAGUAUUGAAGCAUUGUUCAUAGUUCCAUAGCAGUUUGAACUUGUAACUGGAGGCUUUUCAAUGAAAACGGCCAUUUUUCACAAUAUGCUCAUGAGGGAAAGGGUUAAAGUGUUAGUGCCGCAGUUUUCUGCGGUGCAUUUUAAUGUACAUGUACAUUUAUUGUUGUUUUUAACCGGUUGAAGUUAUUGUUAUAAAAAUAUAAAAAAAAACUAUAUGAUA
Messenger RNA from Ruditapes philippinarum (Manila clam), 4227 nucleotides. RefSeq lists its product as uncharacterized. The transcript has 5 exons. Bases 26 to 970 code for a protein of 314 amino acids. The record is from RefSeq and is a predicted model, not a curated record. Lineage: Eukaryota; Metazoa; Mollusca; Bivalvia; Venerida; Veneridae.